Messenger RNA from Triticum turgidum subsp. durum (durum wheat), 660 nucleotides. The record is from the annotation of a GenBank genome assembly. NCBI's taxonomy places the organism in Eukaryota, Viridiplantae, Streptophyta, Magnoliopsida, Poales, Poaceae.
AUGCACAUGCAUUGCUUUCAGGAAGUUAGCAAGGAUAUAAAGAGACAAAAGAAAGACCUGAAACCAGAUGAAGUGGAAAAUUUAAAGGCAUGUCAGCUUGAAUUUGGGAGCUACUGCCUCUGGUCAACAGAACACAAAGUAAUUAUGAAGGAUUCAGUAGUGAAAAGGCUAAAAGACCAACUAUUCGUGGCCCGCUCAUACUAUCCAAGCAUUGCCAAACUUGAAGGGCAGGAGGCACUUACUCAGGAAAUGAAGCAAAAUAUACAAGACCAUGAGAGGAUUCUCAGUGCAUCUGCUGUUGAUGCUGAUCUACCAUCCUUUAUCAACAAGAAGAUAGAGCAGAUGGAGCACACAAUAGCAAGAGCGAAAUCAUGCACUGUGGAAUGCCACAAUGUUGUCAGGAAGCUUCGGCAGAUACUUGAUAUGACCGAUGAUGAAGCUCAUUUUCAUAUGAAGCAGAGUGCAUUCCUCUACAAUCUUGGUUCUCAGACAUUGCCAAAAACUCAUCACUGUUUCUCUAUGAGGUUGACAUUGGAAUAUUUCAAAUCCCCUUCAUUGGAUUCUGAUGUUUAUCCGGCUCGCAAGUUUAAUACCCCAAACCAUAGGCACUAUGUUAUACUAUCUAAGAAUGUCCUUGCAGCUUCUGUUGUCAUCAACUGA